CUCCAACAAGCUAUCGUCAUGCUUUUCUGACCACAACCAACAGCAGCUCAGCUAACCCAGCUAACCUUUCCGACUCGGUUAGCCACUUAGCUUAGCCUACUUUAGCUUAGCUUAGCGUAGCUCGGCUCUGCCCUGUCCCCGGGAGCAGGCUGCGGUUAGCUUCGUUUCUCCAUGGACGUUUCCUAAAACAACUUGUGAUAUUUUCGUGUUCACCGCAUCAGACUAAGGAGGGCAGCAGCGGACCUGCAGUUUUACCAUUAGCAGCUGUCUUAACGUUAGCUUACCAGCUAACUGAAUGGUAAUGGUAUACAGCUGGUUAGCCGGUUAGAAAUCUGUUAUUUUAUUCUGGAUAUUUCACUGGUUAGCUGACCUAGCUGCCUUCCUUAUUGUCCAGCUGCACAAGAAGUAAGCUAAGCCGCGAAAUCAUGUCUUGUGCCUGCACUUCAGCGGCGAGACUGAUCAUAAAUUCAGCACAUAAAGGAAUCUCUGGCUCAAGAUUACAGCUGCUCACUCUGAGUCGAGCAGGAUGUCAUGAAAUUCGUCUGAGCCGUAAUGUCCCUGUCAGACCCUUCUCAGAGACAUCUGUGUUCUAUGCAUCUAAAGAUGGGAUAAAAGAUGGAGAUGGUGGAAAGAAGUCUGUGAGUGAAGGAAGUGGGAAAAGAUCCGGCUCGGGCAACUCGGGGAAAGGUGGAAGUCAGCUUCGCUGCCCUAAAUGCGGAGAUCCCUGCACACACGUGGAAACCUUUGUCUCCUCAACUAGGUUUGUCAAAUGUGAAAAAUGCCAUCACUUUUUCGUGGUGCUGUCGGAAACAGACACGAAGAAAAGUCUGAAUAAAGACCCAGAAUCAGCUGCUGAAGCUGUGAAGUUGGCCUUCCAACAGAAACCACCACCACCUCCCAAGAAGAUCUACACCUACCUUGAUAAGUAUGUUGUAGGCCAGGCCCAUGCGAAGAAGGUGCUGUCAGUGGCUGUGUACAACCACUACAAGCGGAUUUACAACAACAUGCCGGCAGGUUCCAGACAGCAGCAGGUGGAGGUGGAGAAGCAGGGCUCCCUCACACCCCGAGAGCUAGAGCUAAGACGUCGGGAGGAUGAGUACAGAUUCACAAAGCUGCUGCAGAUUGCGGGGAUCAGCCCCCAUGGUAACGCUUUGGGAGCCUCCAUGCAGCAGCAGGUGAACCAGCAGGCUCCUCAGGAGAGGAGAGGAGGAGAAGUGCUCGAUUCCAACCACACAGACAUCAAACUGGAGAAGAGCAACAUUGUGCUGCUGGGCCCCACUGGCUCUGGCAAAACACUCUUGGCCCAAACUCUAGCCAAAUGCCUGGAUGUUCCUUUUGCAAUCUGUGACUGCACCACCCUCACGCAGGCUGGCUACGUGGGAGAGGACAUAGAAUCGGUCAUUGCCAAACUACUGCAGGACGCCAACUACGUCGUUGAGAAAGCUCAGCAGGGCAUUGUUUUCUUGGAUGAAGUGGACAAAAUUGGCAGCGUGCCUGGAAUCCAUCAGCUUAGAGAUGUUGGUGGAGAAGGAGUUCAGCAGGGUUUACUCAAACUUCUGGAAGGCACAAUUGUGAAUGUUCCUGAGAAAAACACCAGGAAGCUGAGAGGUGAGACGGUGCAAGUCGAUACUACAAACAUCUUGUUUGUCGCAUCUGGUGCUUUUAAUGGACUGGAUCGCAUAAUCAGCAGAAGAAAGAAUGAGAAGUACCUGGGCUUUGGUGCACCAUCUAAUCUGGGUAAAGGCCGACGGGCAGCAGCAGCAGCCGAUGUGGCCAACAUCACAGGCGGUGAGGUGGACGCGGUGGCCGAGAUUGAGGAGAAAGACCGGCUCCUGAAGCUUGUGGAGGCACGAGAUCUCAUCGAGUUUGGCAUGAUCCCGGAGUUUGUGGGCCGCCUGCCAGUGGUGGUGCCGCUGCACAGCCUGGACGAGGACACGCUCGUGCGCAUCCUGACCGAACCCCGCAAUGCUGUGGUGCGCCAGUACCAGGCCCUCUUCAGCAUGGACAAGUGUGACCUAAAUGUGACCACAGAUGCCUUGCGGGCGAUCGCCAGAAUGGCACUGGAACGUAAGACAGGUGCUCGUGGGCUUCGGUCAAUAAUGGAAAAACUGCUGCUGGACCCCAUGUUUGAAGUGCCACAUUCUGAUAUUGUAGCUGUGGAGAUAAACAAGGAUGUGGUAUUUGGAAAAGAAGAGCCUCAUUAUGUAAGAGCACCAGCAAAAGAGGCAGCAGAGGAGGAAUACGACUCUGGAAUUGAAGAAGACAACUGGGCCCGGCAGGCUGACGCAGCCAAGAAUUAAAACCAGCCGACGUAAACAAAUCUCCUUAUUUAAGCUCCGAAUGAUGUUUAUUUCGGUCUAAUAAGUAAGUGAUUAGUCACCUCACCAGUCCCAAGGGUCCAUUUACACAUAGAUAUUAUGUAGGCCUAUAUGAUCCGUUCUAAUGACAAUCUGUAAGUUAGUGUGGACUAUUCCAUAUUUAAAUUUUCUUAAGUACAAAUGAUUUAAAACCAAAUGUACACUGAGUUAUGCUUCCCAGUGAGUGACUGUUAAUAUUAAAUGUAAAGGAAUUUAUUUUGUUCCUUACUAAACAGAUGGUGUUUUCAUUUUUAUGAACUGUUCACUUUCAUUUGGUUUGAAUGGGGAUGAGAAGAUAAAGAUUAUAGUUUCCUGUCAUAAACUCACAACUCAUUUUUCCUGCAUAGGCUAUGAUGUAUUUGUCAUAAUGUGACGCAUUUCAAAUGUAAUUCUGUUUACCAGCUGAGGUACUUUGUUUCUUUAUACGUGUAAAUCUCUUGACAGUGAAACACAAGGCUGUUUUUUCUAGGGAAUCUCAAUGGCUGUAUGUGAGGUUCUUACUGAAACAACUUUGUAAAGGGUUUUUAUAGUUCUGUAUAUCAGUAUCUGCUGCUGCAAUAUUACCCUCCAUGCUGCAGUAUUUUUGUGCAUGGGUCUGUCUUUUCAUGGACUGGUUUAUGAUGGGAAGCUGAAGAAUCUUCCAGAAUGCUGUUGAUAUGCUGCUGAAGAGCUGAAAUAAGAGAAAUGUCUUAUUGCCAUAACACAGACGGUUCUCCCCCAAGACUACAUCCAGAAUUCCUCCAAAAACGACUCUUAUCUUUCUCUGCGGCUUACCUUUUUGCUCUCUUGUUGCAUGUGGAUGUAAUCCGCAAGCAUAAAUCAGUCGAGAUCCCAGAGAAGCAAUUCUAAUGCUUGUGAAAUACAUGCCUGUGCAAGUUGGAGAGCUAAAUAAGCCAGAAUAAUCAGCCACAUCACCAACCAUUCUGACUGAAGACAUUCUAUAAAGACAUUGGCAUUAGUUCAAUAGGUGCGGCACAUUCUACACACAAAAAUGUGUAGUUUGUUUUUUUGUGUUGUGCAUCUAAAUUACCUGCCUACGUGAUCUAUAUGAGCAAGCACAUUAGUCUGUAAUUCAGACUUUUUAAAGAGUUUCAGCUCUUUCCCAGCCAGGGUCGUGUGUAUUGAUUUCUCAGAAUAAGUUUUGAUCUAGGGUCAUCUGCCCCUUGCCCAACGACAGUCAUAUACAAAAGUUUGGUCGCCCCUGGUGAAGUGAAAAUUAGUGCACAUCCUUUACAGAGGACAAAUUGAGGGGAGGGGGCACAUCAUAAUCAAAAAAUUAUGGCACAUUUUAUAUUUUAUUUUUUAUUUUUUUCCAGUAUGUUAAAGUUACACUGUAAGAUUUGGGGAUUUAGAGACCUCUCUGGUGAAAAUAUGUAAUUGCAUGCAACAAGUGGAAGAACAUUUUGAAAUGUGGGUUGUGCUUUGGGCCCCUUCCCCGAGCAGAUGAAUCUGAUGAUUGCGAGCACGCUGAAAGAGUGUUCAAAGAGAACUAAUUCAGAACUUGGCGAAGAACAUGUUUUUUGAGGACGUGAGUGAAUUAUCUGCUUUUGUUGGUCAUCAGAUCUUCAUCGAUAUCAUGUUAAUUUUACAUUUGAGACCUGAACAUCCAGCCAGACGUACCAAUUAAGCUCGUGCAUGUGACAUUUAAUACAUAAUUUGACCAUAUUAACAUAUAUUUAAGUUUUUUUUUUUUUACUCUCCUUAUUAAGUAAUGCUACUGCUUUCAAUUAAAAAACUUAUAUAGUGCAGCUUUAAAACCAUCAAAUAAAUAGACAUUGUGCACAUUUUGCAGAAAAAUGGCAUGUGUAAAUUUGCUCUCUCUAGCGGAUGUGUUAACUUAUUUUCACUCAAUAAAAUUUAAUCAAAUUUGAGGUCUUCAAACCUUCGCAUAUGAUUGUAAAUCAGUGCUUCAGGAGAGAGAAACAUGUUCUUUGUUCACUCCAAUCUACUUUGCUAGUUGGUACAAUACUGGUCUUUGCAAUACUGAUAUCACUGAAUGCUACAAUGUACAAAUUAGUCUUCUAACCCUUCAUAAUGUUUUUACUGUGUGCUGUGAGCAUCCUAACCAAUCGCAGCUCAAGACAAGUGUUUCGGAGGGUGUUGCAAUGAAUCUAGAUCUUCAAUCAAUGCACAUUGUGGUCACAAUAAUGCAGACCAGUCAGUGAUGAGUUUUUAAUAUAUUGCCACAUGUAUUAGUCUCAAUCUGUAGCAAUAAAAUGUAAUAUAUUGUCCAUAUCAUGCAUAAUUGAGAAAUAUCCCAGCUUUACAGUUCAUUUCCUUGAUUCAAGUUACAUGAAUCAAUAACUUGCAGAAAGCUAAUUGAUGUACUGAUCCUAGAUCAGCACCCUUACUCUGAGAUGAAUAGACUUGAUCCCAGGCCUCUAGUCUUUUGUAGGCUGUCUUGUAAAAUGUAUGGAUUAAUAAAAGCUGUCCUUCACUUUCUAA
This is a messenger RNA of Colossoma macropomum (tambaqui), 4802 nucleotides long. It is a transcript of the gene clpxa, whose product is annotated as caseinolytic mitochondrial matrix peptidase chaperone subunit Xa. The record is from RefSeq and is a predicted model, not a curated record. The transcript is spliced from 14 exons. Gene Ontology annotation, biological process: protein folding; protein catabolic process; proteolysis. Gene Ontology annotation, molecular function: ATP-dependent protein folding chaperone; protein dimerization activity; ATP hydrolysis activity. NCBI's taxonomy places the organism in Eukaryota, Metazoa, Chordata, Actinopteri, Characiformes, Serrasalmidae. Gene Ontology annotation, cellular component: mitochondrial matrix. The coding region runs from base 426 to 2300 and encodes 624 amino acids.